This is a messenger RNA of Rhincodon typus (whale shark), 2799 nucleotides long. RefSeq names its product G-protein coupled receptor family C group 6 member A-like. The record is from RefSeq and is a predicted model, not a curated record. Gene Ontology annotation, cellular component: membrane. The coding region runs from base 91 to 2799 and encodes 902 amino acids. Gene Ontology annotation, molecular function: G protein-coupled receptor activity. The transcript is spliced from 7 exons. Gene Ontology annotation, biological process: G protein-coupled receptor signaling pathway. Lineage: Eukaryota; Metazoa; Chordata; Chondrichthyes; Orectolobiformes; Rhincodontidae.
GAGAAUCAGUGUGCAGCAGAUAAAACGACAGCAUUGGAAGUUUCUGAGAUCAAAACAGUUUUUUUUAUGUAACUAAAAUUUCUUGGAACCAUGUUCACUGUGGAAGCUGGCUAUGUUUGGGCCUGCCUUUUUCUUUGCUGGCCGGUGAAAGCUUGUGAUACACUUGAUGACCUUAUUGGAGCCAAAAGCCAAGGAGACAUCAAUAUUGGUGGAAUCUUUCCAAUCCAUGGAGACGUGGAAAAUGUAAACACUCGCAAUAAACCAAAUGCAGUAAAAUGCAAAGUAUUUGACUCUCAGAGAUUUAUCUGGCUCCAGUCUAUGAUACACACUAUUGAAAUGAUUAACAACUCUACCCUACUACCGGGUAUUAAACUUGGAUAUGAGAUACAUGAUUCCUGUACAGAUGCCACCAGAGCUGUGAAGGCUGCAAUGAGAUUUCUUUCCAAGACAAAUAGCUCAGAAAAUUGUCUGGAGGUUCGAUGCAAUUACACAGAUUACCAGCCAAUUGUAAAAGCUGUUAUAGGAGAAGUUUAUUCUGAGUUGUCGAUUCCUAUCGCAAGAAUAUUUAAUGUAGCACUUAUGCCUCAGAUAAGUUUCGCAUCAUCUGCUGCAAUCCUUAGUGACAAGUUGAGAUUUAUGUCAUUUUUACGCACUGUUCCAAGUGACAUCCAUCAGACAAAGGCCUUGGCUGAAUUUAUUAGCAACUCUCAUUGGAAUUGGAUUGGGGUCAUUGCAACAGAUGAUGACUAUGGCAAAUCUGCAAUGACUGAUUUCAUUUCAAAUGCACAACAGCUCGACAUUUGUAUUGCUUUUCAGGAACUGAUUUCAACAUUUGUUGGUAGCAGACAGCAUGAUGAGGCAAUACAGGCCUUGGUUUCAAAAACUGAAGCUGUUCCUAAUGUGAAUGUUCUUGUUCUCUUUGCUAAAUCACAAGUUGUCACCAAAGUGCUGAAGGAAAUAGUUUGGCGUAAUAUUACUAAAACAUGGAUUGCCAGUGAUGCCUGGGCCGUAUCCAGAACUGUUGCGUCGAUGCCAAAUAUUGAAAAAGUUGGAAACAUAUUUGGGUUGACUUUCAAGAUGGGACAAAUUCCAGGCUUUCCAGAACACUUAAGGAACCUAAAGGCAGGACCUGGGGCUGUUAACAAGUUCAUUGAAGAAUACAGGCAACUUCGUUUUACAUGUUCAGAGGAGUCCCACAAUGUCACAAUGACAAGCAAUUCAAGCUCAGAAAACUAUUCCCUUUCAGGUUCUUUGAAACAAGUAUCUCUUCAUACUUGUACCAAAAUAAAUGAAUUUAUUGAAAAUUUUAAUGACGAUUAUUUGGUUCAAAAUAUUGAGCAAAGUGGCACAUAUGCAACAUACCUUGCAGUCCAAUCAAUAGCUCAUGCUCUGAGGAACCUUCUCAAAUGUCAUGAAGGAACAUGCCAAAAAAAUUUCAAUUUUGCACCAUGGCAGCUACUUGAAGUACUGAGAGAAGUGAAUUUCACUGAAGGGGGGAAACCAUUUUACUUUGACAAAUCUGGAGAUUCUGUAAAUGGAUACAACUUGAUAAAGUGGAUUGUGGACAAAGGCACAAUACAGUUUAAAACAGUUGGAGAGUAUAAUGUUCUGGAUAGAAAAAUCUACAUUUAUGACAAGGCCAUCAGAAACAUUACAGAGGCUGUAUUUUCUAACUGCUCAGUAUCCUGCAAACCUGGACAAAGGAAGAUCGUGAAUUCCUCACAGACCUGUUGCUAUGAUUGCGUACCUUGUGCAGAGGGAUACUACUCUGUAGGUUGGGAUAUGAACAACUGUUUGAAAUGCUCAAUCGACCAGUGGUCUGAAGCAGAAAGUUCAGUGUGCUUUAACAGAACCACGCAAUUCUUUAAAUGGAAUGAUGGAUUUGCGAUUGUCCUGGUAGUUUUUGCUUGUUUGGGUGUUAUUUUAAUAUUUGCAAUUGUUGUAAUGGUUUCGCUGAAUUUGAAUACGCCCCCAAUUAAGUCUAUUGGAGGUAUGUUCUGUUAUGUAAUACUCUUCUCGUUGAUCCUUAGUUUUGUCAGUACUGUUUUUUUUAUUGGUGAACCAACAAGUUAUGGCUGCUACAUUAGACAGCCCCUGUUUGGCAUAAGCUUUACUAUUUGUGUUUCUUGGAUUUUGAUCAAAUCUUUCAAGAUCGUUCUCGCAUUUAAGUUUGAUCCCGUUGAUCGUCAAAAAAUGAUGCGAUUAUAUAAACCCAUACCAAUUCUGCUGACCUGUAAUGUAAUUCAGGUAAUUAUUUGUACACUGUGGUUGACACUUAAAGGACCCCGCUUUGUAAAAAGUUAUGACAUUCCUAAAAUUAUUGUACUUAAAUGUGAAGAAGGCUCCAAUGUGGCAUUUGGCGUAAUGUUAGGAUAUAUAGCUGUACUUGCAAUUUUUUGUUUCCUACUCGCAUUUAUGGGCAGGAAGGUACCAGAUAUCUACAAGGAGGCCAAAUUUAUCACAUUCAGCAUGCUCAUUUACUUAAUUGUAUGGAUUUCCUUUGUUCCUGUGUAUAGUAACACUGACGCUCAAUAUCUCCCGGCAAUUGAAGUAGUGGCAAUCUUAGCAUCAAACUAUGGCAUUUUAUGUUGCCAUUUCUUGCCAAAGUGCUACAUUGUUUAUUUCAGGAAAAAUGCAAAUACAGCUGCUGGAGUCAUGCAGCGUGUGAGUACAUAUCAUCGAAAUGCAGCUAAUCACGUGCAAAGUUCAGCCUUGGGUGAAUCAUUGUGGACUUUAAAUUCACACGAACCUCCUGCGCAAAAAGACGCAGAAACAGAAGCAGGCCAUUCGGCACAUUGA